CAUCAAUGGCUUCCUCAACAAACAUUCACUUCAUUUUCGUGCUAAUAACAUUUUUAAUUAUUCUUAGAACUUCAUUAUCAUAUGGACACAUUUCAACCGUCGAUGGGAUUUUGCCAUUCUCACCUAAACACGUUGUGGUCACUAACAAACUGGUUGCACAAUUUGGAUUGCUCGUGCACUGUACGAGUCAAGAGACAGAUUUGGGGGUUAUAUCGGUCUUAAUUGGCCAAAGUUUUGAUUUCAGAUUUCGUGUUAAUAUUCGUAAAACAACGAAAUUUAGUUGCAUUUUCUCGUGGCCUGGAAUUGUUAGGACGUUUGAUAUCUUUAGGGCCGAUAGGGACGAUAGUUCAACAAGUAAGUGUGGAAUAUGCAGUGAAUGUAUUUGGAACAUAUCGGAGUCAGGUCCAUGUCGUAUUAGACGUGAUGGAGGCCCUCCUUGCUGUUUUCCAUGGUCUUCUUAAUCAUAUCAAAAUAUUUAUCCUAUCUUUCUUUCAUAUCAAGGAAAAUAAACUAUUU
Molecule: messenger RNA, 516 nt
Organism: Brassica oleracea var. oleracea
Lineage: Eukaryota; Viridiplantae; Streptophyta; Magnoliopsida; Brassicales; Brassicaceae
Exons: 1
Coding region: 6-461 (151 amino acids)
Source: RefSeq, a predicted model, not a curated record